Molecule: messenger RNA, 2154 nt
Organism: Penicillium griseofulvum
Lineage: Eukaryota; Fungi; Ascomycota; Eurotiomycetes; Eurotiales; Aspergillaceae
Product: glutathione S-transferase family protein
Exons: 6
Coding region: 1-2154 (717 amino acids)
Cellular component (GO): cytoplasm
Source: RefSeq, a predicted model, not a curated record
AUGAUCCGAGCUUUCUUUGACCCCACAACGCCGCUUCAACCCGUCCCUUCUUCUCCUCAAAAGCAGCACGCCUCUCCACACCUUAAUAUUGUUUACAAGAUGGACUCUGAACUGCGACUGUCAUCGCCGCGAUUAGGACCUUCUAUGCCGAUAAAUGACUCUAACUUACAGCUGGGUCAAUUUGACCCGGAAUCACAACACUUCGGCCCAUUCCGUCCCCCGACCGAAGCCGAAUCACAGCUCCAGAAUGCGACGCAUACGUUUAUUCGUCCUCGAUCAGACGAGCCAAACAACUUCGUCACCUCGUCUCCGUCCACACACCAAGGUCACCCUAGCAAUGGAGUUGGCUCGAACUUACAACCUCAAGGGCAAUCCUCCGAUGGCUUGCAUCAAUCACAAGGCUACAACAAUGGCGUCGGUCAUGCAGCGAAUAUGAGUGGGGCAUUGCAUCGCACUGCUAGUGGACCUAUGGCACCCCCAGCAUCGCUGUCCCGAAACGAGCUAGCAAUGGGAAACAACGCGCAUCAAGCUCAUAAUAACAGCUUAACGACGCUGCCGUCGCCGAGUCAACAGUUUCAAUCGGACUUUAUCGAGCUAGAUUCUGGCUCCGUGGAUCCGGGGGCCUUCACUGGGCCUGGAGAGCUGCAAGGCUUCAAAGUGGUCCCGAACCCUCCGCAUCUGGAUUAUUGGAGAGAUAGGUUGUUCAAUGUUGAUGAAAUGAUAACCUUGAGUGAAGAGGAGUAUGCAGACUCCAUUGUUGGGAUUAUUUCUACCAUCCAAGAAGCUGACUUGCACCUCCCGUGCUACAGAUUUCAAACCUAUUUCCCCCAUGUUGACAAUGUCUACUCUCAUCGUUCAACCCAGCGAUACAAGCGUAAACCCUUCGUCUCGCAUUAUUGGGACUGUCGACUCAAAGGAAGACCACCUGGAACCCCCAAGUCUGACGACCCAGAAAAGAAGAAACGCAAGCGUACAGCCAGAGAACGGGAUCUCUGCCAUGUCAAAAUCAAAGUCGUGGAAUACUUUCCAGUGUCUGAAACACCGGAUACGACCCAUGAAGUUGAGCCCUUGCCAUCUAACGUCUUACCUGGCAUGUACACCUUCUCUCUGAAUGAUGACCCCGCGAUCCGAAAUGUCCAAACAUUCGGUAUGCUCACUCCGAACCCUGGGCUGCCACCAAAUCAUCCCGGAUCAAAUGGCAGGAGAUAUUUCACUAUCCAGCGGGUGAAUGGCAAUGGUGCCAAUGGAAAGAAUGAUGGCGUGAGUGGCGGUCACCAGCAUACGCUUGAAGAGAGUGAUCGUGUCAAGAAGAGUAGUGUGCAACGAUACAUUCUGAAGGAAAAGAAAGAUAAAAGGACGAGAGCGGAUCGAGUCAUGUCUCGACCAGGACAAAAGUCAUACCAUACAAAAGCGACUGGUCUGGCCGCUGAAACUGCAAUCAAACACUCUACCGAUGUUAAUCUCAAGCUAUAUGGGAGCUGCUUCUGCCCCUUCGUGCAACGGGUAUGGAUUGCAUUGGAACUGAAAGGUAUCCCAUAUCAAUACAUCGAAGUGGAUCCGUACGAGAAGCCCCGGUCGCUGUUAGAGGUAAAUCCAAGAGGUCUUGUUCCAGCUUUGCGGCAUGACGACUGGGGAUGCUAUGAAAGCAACGUGUUGUUGGAAUAUCUAGAGGAUCUAGGUGUAGGGGCUGCAAUGCUUCCGGCGGACCCAAAGCUGCGCGCUCAUUGCCGGUUGUGGGCGGAUCAUGUCAAUCGGCAUAUCGUGCCAAGUUUCUACCGCAUACUACAAGAGCAGGAUCAACAGAAACAGAUCGAGAAGACACAGGAGCUGCGAGACGCGAUGGCGAAGCUGCUCGAAGUAGCACAUCCCAAGGGACCUUUCUUCAUGGGCCCGCAGAUGUCUCUUGUGGACGUUCAGGCUGCCCCGUGGAUUAUUCGGCUGCGACGAGUACUGAAGCCAUACCGAGGAUGGCCAGAUGCUGAAGAGGGAAGCAGGCUGGCCUCUUGGGUGAAUGCGAUCGAGACCAAUCAGCAUGUGCAGGCGACAACUAGCACGGAUGAGCUGUACCACGACAGCUAUGAGAGGUAUGCCCAGAACCGUCCAAACACAUCCCAGGUCGCAAAUGCAAUUAACGCAGGACGAGGCCUCCCGUAA